Molecule: messenger RNA, 1968 nt
Organism: Amphiprion ocellaris (clown anemonefish)
Lineage: Eukaryota; Metazoa; Chordata; Actinopteri; Pomacentridae
Exons: 1
Coding region: 396-1379 (327 amino acids)
Source: RefSeq, a predicted model, not a curated record
AUCAAACCUUUACUUAAAAAGCCCACUCUAGAUCCAGAUGUUUUAGCCAACUAUAGACCAAUUUCCAACCUCCCAUUUCUCUCUAAAAUUCUGGAAAGAACAGUUGCAAAUCAAUUAUAUGAACAUUUACAAAGGAAUAGCCUGUUUGAAGAGUUUCAGUCAGGCUUCAGAGUGCAUCAUAGCACAGAAACAGCUCUGGUGAAAGUUACUAAUGACCUUUCUCAUAGCGUCAGAUAAUGGACUGGUCUCUAUACUUAUUUUAUUGGACCUUAGUGCAGCAUUCGAUACAAUCGACCACAAACUUUUAUUACAGCGACUAGAACAUUCUAUUGGCAUUAAAGGGACAGCACUGGACUGGUUUAAAUCCUACUUAUCAGACAGGUUCCAGUUUGUGCAUGUCAACAAUGACUCUUCUGAGCAUACUAGGGUUAAUCAUGGAGUUCCUCAGGGGUUCUGUCUUAGGACCAAUACUGUUCACAUUAUACAUGCUUCCCUUAGGCAACAUUAUUAGGAAGCACUGUAUUAAUUUCCAUUGUUAUGCUGACGACACUCAAUUGUAUUUAUCUAUGAAGCCAAAUGAAACUAAUCAGCUAGCUAGACUGCAAGAUUGUCUUAAGGACAUAAAGACCUGGAUGACCUAUAAUUUCUUACUACUAAAUUCAGACAAGACUGAAGUCAUUGUAUUUGGCCCCAAACAUCUUAGAGAAUUGCUUUCAAAGCAUAUAGUUACUCUGGAUGGCAUUACAUUGGCCUCCAGUACUACUGUGAGGAACCUCGGUGUUAUCUUUGACCAGGACAUGUCCUUUAACUCGCACAUAAAACAAAUCUGUAGGACUUCCUUUUUCCACCUGAGAAAUAUUGUGAAAAUCAGGAACAUCCUGUCUCAGAGUGAUGCAGAAAAACUAGUCCAUGCAUUUGUUACUUCUAGGCUUGACUACUGUAAUUCCUUAUUAUCAGGUUGUCCCAAUAGCUCUCUGAAACAUCUACAGCUGAUCCAAAACGCUGCAGCCAGAGUACUGACGGGAGUUAGCAAGAGAGAUCAUAUUUCUCCUAUAUUGGUUUCUCUUCAUUGGCUCCCUGUUAAAUCUAGAAUAGAAUUCAAAAUCCUUCUUCUGACAUAUAAAGCUCUUAACAAACAGUCUCCGUCAUAUCUUAAAGACCUGAUAGUACCAUAUUACCCUAGCAGAACUCUUCGCUUUCAGACUGCAGGCUUACUUGUUGUUCCUAGAAUCUCUAAAAGUAGAAUGGGAGGCAGAGCCUUCAGUUAUCAGGCACCUCUCCUGUGGAACCAGCUCCCAGUUUGGGUUCGGGAGGCGGACACCCUCUCUAUUUUUAAGACCAGGAUUAAAACCUUCCUUUUCGACAAAGCUUAUAGUUAGGGCUGACUGGGUGACCCUGACGGGGUGAGCUGGUGUUUUCAUUUGCACAACUGACUUCCCCUCUUGACGUCCCUUUAGUUUGCCCCUAGUUAUGCUGCUAUAGGCCUAGGCUGCUGGGGAACCUCUCUGGAUGCACUGAGCCCUUCUCUAACUACCUAUGUAUUUACUAUAUAUAUCAUUAUUGCAUUACAUUCACUCUGUUUCUUUCUGUGUCCUUUCUCCGAGUGUCCCUGGUCCCAGAGCUGGAUGCUGGAUGCUUCAGAUGUGUGGCUGUGUUUUAUGGUCCUUGUGUCCCACCCCCCCACCUCUCUAUCUCUACCCCUCUAUCUGUAUCCCUCUAUCUCUACCUCUACCCCUCUAUCUCUACCUCUCUACUUCUUCUGUCCCUCUCAACCCGCCCGGCCAGCAGGCAGAUGGGUCCCCCCACAUUAGAGCCGGGUUCUGCUCGAGGUUUUUUUCCCUGUUAAAAGGGUGUUUUCCUUGCCACUGUCGCCUUUUGGCUUGCUCUGGGGGUCAGGCAUAUGGGUUCUGUAAAGCGUCUCGAGACAAUUUGACUGUAAUUGGUGCUAUAUAAAUAAAAUUGAAUUGA